Gallus gallus (chicken) is the source of this 6788-nucleotide messenger RNA. RefSeq names its product ubiquilin 1 (gene UBQLN1). The record is from RefSeq and is a predicted model, not a curated record. Gene Ontology annotation, molecular function: polyubiquitin modification-dependent protein binding. The transcript is spliced from 11 exons. Gene Ontology annotation, biological process: ubiquitin-dependent protein catabolic process. Bases 4130 to 5749 code for a protein of 539 amino acids. Gene Ontology annotation, cellular component: cytosol. NCBI's taxonomy places the organism in Eukaryota, Metazoa, Chordata, Aves, Galliformes, Phasianidae.
GGGCCUGGGCAGCAGCAGAGCAGUGUUCACCUGUAUGUUGCAAAAACCUUCAGAGGCAAUCAAGUAGAGCAGAUGUAGUGGAAGCCUUAACAACUUCUGUAGACUGUUCCUGUGAUAAUGUAGAACCAAAGAGUAGAGUUCUGUUAGUAGAGUAUUGGACUGAGUUAUGUUUUAAAGUACUGUGAAAUCAAGGAUAUUUUAUUUAGAAACUAAGAGUGUAAAAAAUGAGAGAGAGUAAAAAAUGCCAGAGUUACCUUUAAAAGCAAACAAACAAAAACAAACAAAACAAAAAAAAACCCCACGAAAAAUUUUACAAGUUAAGGUAAAAUAGGAAUGCAGACCUGGUGCUUCAGUACAACCAGCUUUAGAUUUGCUCUAAUUUAUGUCAAAUCUAUGAGUUUCUGUGCUUUGAGGAGGCUGUGCCCUUGAGUUAAGUCAUUCUACUUAAGAAUGAUUUCUGUUUCUUCUUCUUGGGAAGCCAGGCCUCUGUCUUGAUGUUAGCCAUGUGUUUCAGGUUGAUGCAUAUGUCUGACGUGCUUAUUUCCACUGAUUCCUCUAAUAAUGCGGUUUAAAAGUUAUUUCAAUUCUUACCUUAUUUUGAGUGUAUUCAGUUACUAGAGCACUACAAUUAAAUAGUUUCUGUGGAAAUGCUAGGCAUUUAGUAUAGCAAAUCAUUAUUCUUAGAAAUGUUAUGUUGAAGUAAGUCAUCAUUCUUGAACUGAAUUUUUCUGUGGAAAUACAAACUGACUAAAACUGUUGUUUGUAAUGUUAAAUGCUAGUAAAAAGGAAGAGUUAGUGCAGUGGGAGAACUGCAUAGAUAAAGUCAUUGCUUCCAUCUGGCUACUGAGACUUAAAACUGCUUCCAUUCUUGGUUUUCCCAGGCAACAACGUGUUUUUAUCAUAGAAUCAUAGAACAGCUCAGGUUGGAAAAGGCCUUAAAGAUCAUCAACUCCAACUGCAGUCUAACCUUACUACCCUAACUCUAGUAACCCUCUGCUGAAUCAUGUCCCUGAGCACCACAUCCAAAUGGUUUUUAAACACAUCCAGGGAUGGUGACUCAACGACCUCCCUGGGGAGCCUAUUCCAGUGCUUAUCAACCCUUUCUGUAAAGAAGUUUUUCCUGGGGUUGUUGUAACCAAAAUGCUGGACGUGACGCUUGGACCUGCUGAAACUCAUACAGUUAACCUUGGCCCACUGAUCCAGUCUAUCUAGUUCGCUCUGUAGUGCUUUUCUACCCUCUAGCAGAUCAACAUUCCCUCCCAAGUUAGUGUCAUCUGCAAACUUAUUAAGGGUGCACUCAAUCCCCUUGUCAAGAUAAAGAUAAAGAAGUUAAAUAGGAAUGGCCCCAGUACCAGGCUCUGAGGGACACCUCUCGUGACCAGCUGCCAACUGGAUUUGACUCCACUGAUCACAACUCUUUGGGCUUGGUCAUCCAGCCAGUGUUUCACCCAGUGGAGCAUAUGCCCAUCCAAACCGUGGGCAGCCAGCUUCUCCAUGAGAAUAUUGUGGGUGGCAGUGCCGAAGGCCUUACUGAAGUCCAGGUAGACCGCAUCGACAGCCUUACCUUCAUCCACAACCUUACCUGUUAAAACAGUAACUGUAGCUUACCAUUAGUGUUACUUAGUUAAAUUGUAGAAAUGGAAAAACUAAGUGAUAUCAGAGUUCAUUUUAUUAAAAACACCUAAAUACAUCCCAUCAUUUUCUUCUUUACUUCCUUCUUUUGUUGAUUGUGUUUAAUUUGAGAUAUUGAAGUGACACAUAUUAGAUUGACAUUUGCAGUUCUCUUUAGGAAAAGAGAACUGAUGUAGUUGUCUUUGCUGUUUGCAUCGAGGAACUUCCAGAGUUGAUGCUGCUUUUUCUUACCAAAGUGCUGUAGCACCUUAUCUCCUUAAUUAUUUGUUGCAUGUUAGAGUGGUGAGGAGUCCUAUAAAAACUACAUGUACAAAAGGCCUGUGGGAGUUAGAAUGCAAUUGUCAUUCAUUUCUUCAUUUUGUCAUUACUCUGUCUGAAUUUGAAGAAAACUGUGGGUUUUACUAUAUGAGAAUGAUCUUGCAUUUAAUUUAGUUACCAGUAACAGUGAGAGGUAGAGACUAAAUGGAGAGAUGCUUGCCCACAGAGGAUAGGAAAAAUUUCUCUAUUCCACUGUCCCUAACUCUUCUUCACAAAGCCAACAGUAGUGAUUUGUGUUACCAUAGGAUGGUUUGGGUUGAAAGAGGCCUUAAAGAUUAUCUAGUUCCAAACCCCUAGGCUGCCUAGGAACCCAUCCAGCUCAGCCUUGAAAACCUCCAGAAGUGGGACAUCCACAGUUUCUCUGGGCAGCCUGUUCUGCUAUGUAACUUCCUUCAUAUUAAAGCAUUUCUUCCUAAUAUCUAAUGUAAAUCUAUUUCAGAUUAAAACAAUUCUUCCUUGUCUUGUCACUACAUACGCUGGUCAAGAAUGCCUCAUCAUUUUUCUUGUAAGCUCACUUUAAAUACUGGAAGCACAGUGAGGUCUCCCACAGGGCUCUCUCUACUCCAGAGUAAACAAGAUCAUAUCCUGAGCUUGUCUUCAUAGGUAGCCUGUCUUCACAGGAGAGGUGUCCUCUGAUCAUCUUCAUGGCCCUUCUCUGGACCCACUUGAACAGCUCAGUGUCUUCGUUGUGUUGGGUGUCCGAGGCCUGACUGCAGUAUUCUGGGUAGAGCCUCCUGAGAACACUCCAAGCUAGGUCUAAUCAUCUUACAGUACUGGCAGAGAUUAUGUGGUUCUGAAAGCUGGCAUACAUUGGAUGCUGAGAAUUAAAAAACAGCAACAAAACUUGUACUGAAAAAAAUUUGUACGGUUCUUUACUGCAGGUGUAUAAAAUGAUCUCUUCCCUCUACCUCUGAAAAAAACUGUGCUAUUCUCAUAGGCCUAUUUUGCUAUGUUGUUAUUUUUGAUUAUUAAAAGUAGUCAUCAGACUCAUUUACAAAUUGAAUAUCAUGACAUCACAUCUAGGUGGUUUUCUUUUGUGGAUAAAACAUGAAGCAUGGCUCAGUCAUUGCAGAAAUCUCAAGAAUAUGCUGAAUUCACGUGAGGCUGAUGAAUAAGACCUGACUUGUUUUUUUUCUUUUUCUUUUUUUCCCCUCACAGUGGUUAGUCUAUUUAUAUAAAUAUGCCUCACUUAACUGAAAUUGUCUCAGUACUUAUGAUAGAUUUGUUUUCCUGGCUGGAAAAAGGUCCUUUGUCCAUUUGGAUUGCGUGCAUACAUUGCUGUAAAGGUUUCUUUGUGGUUCUGGUACGUUGGAUUUUGCAUUCAUGUCUUAGAUUAGCGUUGUUUUUGCAGGUCAUCUAAAGCAUUAUCAUGAUAGUCGGGAAAAGGAAGUGUAUAGCCUUUGAUGCCUAUGUACUAGUAAUACUAGGUACCGUGUAGCUAUGUUCUAUAAAAGGUGUUUUGUUUCCUCAUGGAUAAAUAGCUGCUUCUGGAAACGUGGCAGGACAUGGCUCUUAGCGCUGUUUACACUACAGCAUCAACUUAAUGAUGAUAAUUGAGUUGCUCCCUGUCACAUCAUACUGUGAAAGUAUGACAGCAAGUUACAUUACUCUUUGGUCUGGCACAAUAUUUUUAUGUGUUAACUUUGUACCAAACUGAGUAUUUCUCCUGGUUUUGCUACUCUGGAAUGUGCAUUCUUGGGAAUAAUUAACUGAAAAGAAUGCAGAAUAGGAAGCAACCGUCUAUGAAGUUAUUCUGCAGAAAAUGGUCUACACAGUUAAUAGUUGUUAAAUAAGUCAACACUGUUAUUUUCCCAUAUGGGCUUCUGCUUCUUAUAAGUGGGAGUGUAUCUUGCAAGACGUACAGUUUAUCCUGCUAUCUCAGUAAGAGUGAGUAAGAAUUUAUGUAGAAUAUUGUAGCUUGUUUUGAGUGUUACGCUUACAACAUAACCGAAUUUAAAAAUUCAGAAAGUAGUGAGAAUGAUUGGAUUAGAAAACACUACUCCUCAAGGAAAGGUUAGCUUCACUGCAACCCUUUAUUCUAAAGAGAACAAUCUGUUUGCAUUGACCAUGGUGGGCAGGACAAUGAAGAAACAGGAGAGUGAAGCUCUGGAGUAGGUUUCUUGGGAAAAAAGAUAAUGGAGUCUAUCACUGGAGACCUCUGAAAACAGACUAGAUAAACAUGUCAGUAAUAGUUCAGUUUAAGGAAGAAAUUUCUAAGCGUUUCAAGUCCCAUACCGAUCAGCUUGUACUCAUAUUUGCUGGAAAAAUAUUGAAAGAUCAAGAUACUUUGACUCAGCAUGGGAUUCACGAUGGACUCACUGUUCACCUGGUUAUCAAAACACAAAACAGAUCACAAGAUCACCAAGCUCAGCAAACACACACCAGCGGGAGUACCGCUACCACAUCAGCAUCAAGCAGUAGUACCUCAACACCAACUUCAACAAAUAGUAACCCUUUUGGCUUGGGUGGCCUUGGAGGCUUGGCAGGCCUGAGUAGCCUGGGCUUAAAUACAUCAAGCUUUUCAGAGUUGCAAAGUCAGAUGCAACGACAACUCAUGUCCAACCCAGAAAUGAUGGUUCAGAUAAUGGAAAAUCCAUUUAUUCAGAAUGUGCUUUCAAAUCCUGACCUGAUGAGGCAAUUAAUCAUGGCUAACCCUCAAAUGCAGCAACUGAUACAGAGAAAUCCAGAGAUUGGACAUAUGCUGAAUAAUCCAGAUAUAAUGAGGCAGACAAUAGAACUUGCUAGAAACCCUGCAAUGAUGCAGGAAAUGAUGCGAAACCAAGACCGAGCCUUGAGCAACCUUGAAAGUAUACCAGGUGGAUACAAUGCUUUGCGACGUAUGUAUACAGAUAUUCAGGAGCCAAUGUUGAAUGCAGCACAGGAACAGUUUGGAGGUAAUCCAUUUGCUUCUUUAGUAAGCAAUGCGUCAUCAGGAGGGGAAAGUCAGCCAUCUCGUACAGAAAAUAGAGAUCCUUUACCAAAUCCCUGGGCUCCUCAGUCCAGUUCUCAGAGUUCUACAACAAGUACCAGCACAAGUGGUGAGAAUGUUGACAGUAAUAAUGUUGGAAACAACACCUCUGGCAGUACGGGACAGAGCUCAACUAUACCAAAUUUGGGACCUGGACUGGGAGCUGGUAUGUUCAACACACCAGGAAUGCAGAGUUUGUUGCAACAGAUAACUGAAAACCCACAACUUAUGCAGAACAUGUUGUCAGCACCCUAUAUGAGAAGCAUGAUGCAAUCGUUAAGCCAGAAUCCUGAUCUUGCAGUACAGAUGAUGUUGAAUAAUCCUCUAUUUGCUGGAAAUCCUCAGCUUCAGGAGCAAAUGAGACAGCAGCUUCCGACUUUCCUUCAGCAAAUGCAGAAUCCUGACACAUUAUCAGCUAUGUCAAACCCCAGAGCGAUGCAGGCUUUACUACAGAUUCAGCAGGGUUUGCAGACACUGGCAACAGAAGCACCGGGACUUAUACCGGGAUUUAAUCCUGGUUUAGGUGGAUUGGGAAGCGCUGGAGCUCCUACAGGGUCCACUGUGCCUAGUUCUGUUCCCAGUGACAAUGCAAAUCCAACAUCGGGAGCUGCUGAACCCAGUCACCAGCAGUUUGUCCAGCAGAUGUUGCAGGCGCUUGCUGGUGCAAAUGCUCAGCAGUUCCAAAAUCCAGAAGUCAGAUUUCAGCAACAACUGGAGCAGCUGAGUGCGAUGGGCUUUUUGAACCGUGAAGCGAACCUGCAAGCGCUAAUAGCAACAGGUGGAGACAUCAAUGCAGCUAUUGAAAGGCUCCUUGGUUCUCAGCCAUCAUAGCAGUGUUUCUUUAACUUGAAAAAAUGUAAUUUAUUUUUGAUAACAGCUCUUAAAUCUUUAAAAAUACUUGCUUUUAUUUCAUUCUGACUCUCGGGAUUGUCUUGUUACAACUAAAAUCAAUCUACGUUUUAAGGUGGAGUGCAGUAGUUUUCUGCAAACAAUGGGGAUCAGUGAAUUUUCUCAGUUGUUGCAUGCAUCACACAUCUUCUAUUUUGCAUUAUCUGUGAUUUUUUGAAACUAUAUCAGCUUUCACAGUUGCGUGAACAGGUUUUGUAUCACUUGCAACUGUCCAGUUUAUUUCCUGCUUAAACAUUAGCCUUCAGUAGUAAUUUAAUGUAGAGUACAAAUUAAAAAGGAAAAAAAAUUGACUGAAGCUAUAAUUUGUGGGUACCAAUACUGCUUAUUGUGAUUUCAGCAUGUAUUUUUUUUUUUUUGCUAGCAGAACACUGUAAGAUUUAUACCACUUGAGUAAUCUACCAUUUUUGCUUUAAUUUGUAUAAAGUAUAAACACGGUAUGUACAAUGGAGACAGCUCGUUUCUAGAAAUUUACACAUCACAAUACAAUAAAAUUAUAAGUAACCAAAAAAGCCAGGAAAAUGAAAGUCAUAUGCCAUGUUUUCAGUGUAGAAUUCUCCAGCCUCUUUGGUAACCAUCUCAGCAAAAAAGCUUAGUCAAGUUCGUUUAAAAUACUGCAGUUACUGUUCUGGUUAUCUCUUUAAAUCUAACUACAGAAACUUGCAUUGUAAAACUGUCUCAGUAUUCACAAAGAUUAACUGUAAAUUACUUUAAUUGUUGUGCAAAUUAAAGAGGUACUGCCUUGUGCUCAGAAACAGCUUCUGAGGCCUUUUGGUUUGUUUCAUUGAGAUUCUAACAUGUAUUGAUUUUUGUAAUUGGAAACAUCAGUCUCACACAUUGUCGUCAUGUGAUACUCUAAUUACUUUCAAGCUCCAUGUAAAAAUUACUGUAUAUCUUCUGAGGUUUUACUGGUAGUAACCUCUACUGUGCACAGAUAAUAAAUAAAUUCAAAAAUCUUUCAGCA